Sitodiplosis mosellana (orange wheat blossom midge) is the source of this 1256-nucleotide messenger RNA. Its product is annotated as trypsin-1-like. Gene Ontology annotation, biological process: proteolysis. The transcript has 4 exons. The record is from RefSeq and is a predicted model, not a curated record. Gene Ontology annotation, molecular function: serine-type endopeptidase activity. Bases 486 to 1256 code for a protein of 256 amino acids. Lineage: Eukaryota; Metazoa; Arthropoda; Insecta; Diptera; Cecidomyiidae.
AUAUAUAAUGAUUAUAGUUUAUUUUAAAAACUGUCUUGAAUUUCAUUUUAUGAUUUCAAGUUAUGUAUUGUGAUAAGGACACACUGGCACAUCCAAAGAAAUAAGAUUCAAAAUCGAAGCAAAAGACAAAACAAACAACAAUAUCAAGACCCGGAAAACCUUUAGGCGUCUAGUUUUUAAUCACAUUGAUUAGCAUUAUCAAAUCAUCUCUUCAUCGUCAACUAACGGAGUAACUACUGGCUAUUUGCUGCCCAUUUAAAAUUGCGUUUGAACGUAAAUCGUAGAUUACAUGUACAAAAAUAAACAAAAAACUUGCCGUUGAUACCGUAAAUGAAAAGCCACAUAGUAAAACACCACAAAUCAGUUUGAAUCGCUCAGUUGACCGUGCCAGCCGAGAACUUUUAGGCAAUUUUUUUUUUAUUUGCAGUGAAUUUUCUAGAAAAAAAAUUGAGUAAAUCGGUGAAAAGUGAAAAUUUCCAUUCGAAAUGGAACUAUUGCGAUCACUUCUAUUCCUGAGUGUUUUGACCGUGGCAUUGUGUUCACAUGGUUCGAACAACCGGAGAAAUCAUUUUGUAUCAACAUCGACCGAGCGAAGUGUGGUUGAUACUGAUUCAGACGAUGAAAGUUCCGAAUUUGAGAACACAACAAUGCCCGACGGUUUUUCGUUAUCAAAUCGAAUUUUCGGAGGUUCUGAAGCAACCAUUGAUAUGGUCCCGUGGCAAGUAUCUUUACGCUUAAACUCGAAACAUUACUGUGGCGGCGCAAUCAUUGCAUCACAAUGGAUUCUCACUGCGGCCCAUUGUACACCUCGAAAAAGUUCAAGAGGUUAUACAAUCCGUGCUGGUUCAUCGAAUAAAGAGAUCAACGGUUUAAUAUUUCGAAUUCAACGAUUUUAUCGACAUCACAAUUACCGAACUGAAACGUUAGACUAUGACUUUUCGCUAGUCAAACUCACGCAACCAUUGCAAUUUUCCGAUGAGAUUAAGGCGAUUGCAUUGCCGAAUGCCAACACACGUAUUCCGGAUGGGACAAUGUGCGUCGUUUCUGGAUGGGGUGCAACACAAAACAGAAAUGAAUCUGAAGAUGAUCUACGCAUGAUUGAAAUCCCAAUCACAAGUCAAAAUCAAUGCAAACGACGAUAUUCCAACACAAUAACUAGUCGAAUGAUUUGUGCGGGCUUAUUAGAAGGCGGCAAAGAUGCGUGUUUCGGAGAUUCAGGUGGCCCAUUGGCGUGCGACAUAAAUGGUUGGUUUUAG